GACGACACGGCCGGCCCCCGGGGUUCUGGAGCACGCCACCCGCAUUUCCGUUUCCGCCGCCCGCCGCCUGGUUCUCCCGGCCCGGGGCCGCGACGGGUUUGGUGUUUCUGCAUCAUGUCGGGUGGCUUACUGAAGGCGCUGCGCAGCGACUCCUACGUGGAACUCAGCGAGUACCGGGACCAGCACUUCCGGGGCGACAAUGAAGAACAAGAAAAAUUACUGAAGAAAAGCUGUACAUUGUAUGUUGGAAAUCUUUCCUUUUAUACAACUGAAGAACAGAUUUAUGAACUCUUCAGCAAAAGUGGUGAUAUAAAGAAGAUCAUCAUGGGUCUGGAUAAGAUGAAGAAAACAGCAUGUGGAUUCUGUUUUGUGGAAUACUAUUCAAGAGCAGAUGCGGAGAACGCAAUGCGGUACAUAAACGGAACUCGUCUGGAUGACCGGAUCAUACGGACAGACUGGGACGCAGGCUUUAAGGAGGGCAGGCAGUAUGGACGUGGACGGUCUGGGGGUCAGGUUCGGGACGAGUAUCGGGAGGACUACGAUGCUGGAAGAGGCGGCUAUGGGAAACUGGCACAAAAACAGUGAGUGGGGCGAGCCCCAAGUACACAGCUCACAGUCCAUCAACACAGUGAUGACGCUGGAGAACACUACCCAAGGUCUCCUCAGCGUCUCUGUUGUACUGGAAGCCACCUCUGGUUUUCCUCUGAAAUAUUAAAAGACAGAACCCAAAGAACGCCUUUAACUCUAGUCUCAUUAGGACGUCAAAAAGAUCCACCCGGCAACAGACAGAGUCUGUGCUGAUUAGGGAGACCGGACAAAACGUCAGAACUGACUUGUAUAAGUAGGCAGGUCAUCUUCAUGGGGCCUAUGUAGCUUUGCUCUAACUUAGGAACAGGUGUUUGACAACUGGAUUUGCCUUUUAUAGUUCAGUAUAGUUGGCACCAAUCCAGCCUUAAAUGGUCCUGGGAGUGCCACCUGCUUCUAUGCUUCAUGCAUCAGGAUGCUGUCAGGACUUGGUGUACACUAAAUACAUUUCUCAAAAGAUGCAAAUGUUUCACUGAAAAUUUAAAACAAAACAAAAACAAAGACCUUGUUAUACAGAGAGCCUCCGAUAUCCUAAGUAGGGAGGACGCGUUCAGCAGGGAAGGGAAUGAAAACUCAAAUGUUGCCGUGAUAUGGGAGCUGAGAUUGGAACCAUUCAAUUAUUAAAUUAUUUCUUCCCACUUUCAAAAGGACCUUAGAAUAGAGUGGGCUUUAGAAAAGGGCUUCACCCGGGCCUGUAAUCCAUUACUUGGGAGGCUGAAGCAAGAUGAUCAAAAGUUAAAGGCCAGCUUAGUGACUGUGUAAGUCUGCCUCAAAAUAGAAACUUAAAGGGGCUAGGGAAGGUACUGGAUACAGCAGUUAAGGACUUAUGUGAGUGUUCCUGGCUUUAAUCAUUGGGAUUAAACAAUAAAAAAGUCUGAAAAUUGGGAGAGAAAACCUACUCUAGGAACCUCUGUUAUAACUGAUACACAUAUUUUUAAGUCUUUUUUUUUUUUUUCCCUGAAAUUGUGCUUACUGAGGUCCAUGUAUUAAUAAGAAGUCAGUCUGUGUAGGAGUCUAAAAGAAUUUUUUUUUUCAUUUUCUUUGUAUUAUAUAUGAGUAACUUUUUUGAUACAGAUACAAGAAUAAAUCUUUUCAUGUUUGUUACUAAAGCAGCUUCUAUUCUCGCUAGUUUUCAUGGUUGGGUCAGAACAUCUCUGACGCUCUAUUAAGUGUAGUUUUCUUGGAGCUGUAACAACUGUAAUGCCUUGGAAGCCCAUUUGCAAACACUCAGUGAGGAGACACUCAAGUUUUAAAAUAAAGCUUUUCAUACUGUAGCUUGAACUGUUUAUCGUACAUUCUUUUGUAGUGAAAUAUAAAUCUUCUGUAACAAGUUUCAAUAAAGUUAGACCAACUUC
This is a messenger RNA of Mus pahari (shrew mouse), 1940 nucleotides long. It is a transcript of the gene Ncbp2, whose product is annotated as nuclear cap binding protein subunit 2. The record is from RefSeq and is a predicted model, not a curated record. Gene Ontology annotation, molecular function: RNA cap binding. Gene Ontology annotation, biological process: mRNA cis splicing, via spliceosome. Gene Ontology annotation, cellular component: nuclear cap binding complex. The transcript has 4 exons. NCBI's taxonomy places the organism in Eukaryota, Metazoa, Chordata, Mammalia, Rodentia, Muridae. Bases 115 to 585 code for a protein of 156 amino acids.